Molecule: messenger RNA, 1706 nt
Organism: Aphidius gifuensis
Lineage: Eukaryota; Metazoa; Arthropoda; Insecta; Hymenoptera; Braconidae
Gene: Rpn6
Product: 26S proteasome non-ATPase regulatory subunit 11
Exons: 4
Coding region: 270-1541 (423 amino acids)
Biological process (GO): ubiquitin-dependent protein catabolic process
Cellular component (GO): proteasome regulatory particle, lid subcomplex
Molecular function (GO): structural molecule activity
Source: RefSeq, a predicted model, not a curated record
UUAUUUAAAUUACAUGUUAUUGUUAACUUAUUUUGUCUUUGUGUGUUGAUUAAUAAAAAUUUCAAGUAUUUUCUCUAGACAAUUGACAAGUGAUUGAUUUAUUUCAAGUCAUUUAAAUUGCCGGUUAUAAAUAUAAAAAUACAUCAAUAAAUAUAUUAUUAUUAAAUUCACAUUAAAUUCAGGUGAUUUUUGUUUGAUUUUGUUUUUUUGUUUUUUUUUUUAUUUUAUUUUUUUCAAUAAAUUUUGAUAAAUAAAAUUAAAAUCUAAAAAUGGCUGGUGCAAUGUUGUUUGAGCGUGCUCAAGCAGCCUGUAUGACAAAUCGCAGUGAGGGAAUAUCAUUGUUGAAUGAAAUUGUCUCAAAUCCAAGUAUUGGCCUUGAUGAAGAUGAUGAAGAAAGUGUUCGUAUUAAAGAACAAGGCAUACUUCAACUUGGUGAAUUGUACAAAAAAGAAAACAAAGCAAAAGAACUUGCUGAUCUUAUAAAAGCAACAAGACCAUUUUUGUCAUUAAUAUCAAAAGCUAAAGCAGCUAAAUUGGUUCGUUCACUAGUUGAUUUCUUCCUUGAUCUUGAAGCUGGUAUUGGAAUCGAGGUACAACUUUGUAAAGAAUGCAUAGAAUGGGCAAAAGAAGAACGUCGUACAUUUUUACGACAAUCACUGGAGACUAGACUUAUUGCUCUUUAUUUUGAUACUGGUAUGUUCAGUGAGGCAUUGCAACUUGGAUCAGCAUUACUCAAGGAAUUGAAAAAACUUGAUGAUAAACAACUACUUGUUGAGGUACAAUUAUUGGAAUCAAAAACUUAUCAUGCAUUGAGUAAUUUAGCUAAAGCAAGAGCAGCAUUAACAAGUGCUAGAACAACAGCAAAUGCUAUUUAUUGUCCACCUAAAAUGCAAGCUGCAUUGGAUUUACAAUCUGGUAUACUUCAUGCUGCUGAUGAAAGAGAUUUCAAGACUGCUUACUCUUAUUUUUAUGAAGCAUUUGAAGGUUAUGACAGUGUUGAUAGUCCAAAAGCAUUGACUGCAUUAAAAUACAUGUUAUUGUCAAAAAUUAUGUUACGCUCACCAGAUGAUGUACAAUCAAUAAUGUCUGGUAAAUUGGCUGUUAAAUAUGCUGGACGUGAUCUUGAUGCAAUGAAAGCUGUUGCUGAAGCAAGUCAUAAACGUUCACUUGCUGAUUUUCAAGCAGGUGUUAAAAAUUAUCGUCAAGAACUUGAAGAUGAUGUUAUUGUUAGAGCUCAUCUUGGAUCACUUUAUGAUACAAUGCUUGAACAAAAUCUUUGUCGAUUGGUAGAACCAUAUUCUCGUGUUCAGGUUGCUCAUAUAGCUACAUCAAUAGCAUUACCAUUGGCUCAAGUAGAAAAAAAAUUAUCUCAAAUGAUACUUGAUAAAAAAUUACUUGGAGUACUUGAUCAAGGUGAGGGAGUUUUAAUUGUCUUUGAGGAUACACCAAGAGACAAAACUUAUGAAAUUGCAUUGGAUACAAUACAUAGUAUGGGAAAAGUUGUUGAUACCCUAUAUCAGAAAGCCAAGAAACUCACAUAGCUUUUUUUACUAUUUAUAUAAAAAACACUAAACAACAUCAAUUAUACUUGCUAAUUAUUAACAAUCAUACAACUCAAAAAAUUAAUAAAACAACAACAACAGAUUAAUAAUAUGCUAAAUAUAUAUAUAUUUUUUUUUUUUUCUGACUUUUGUAAGCCAGUAAAG